GUUUAGUAUGUUCUAGCCUUUAGCAACGACUCCUUCCUUCGCCCGAGGAUUAGCGCACAACUAUCAGGUUUAUUGACAGUUAUCGAUAAAUACUUAAAGUAAUCGACUGUGAAUGGUGGUUGCUGAUAUAAUCAUGGUUCGACAAUUUUCUACAAAAAUAAACCGACGCAGUUUGUCGUCACUUUCAAUGCUAUGCGCUACGUUAACAUGGCUAGUCGAUUUAACAUAUUCUUCUGUGACGUGUGGCCCCGGUAUAAAAUCAAUCGGAGGUACGGUCCCAAGCGGUGAUAUCGUACUAGAAUACGGCAGCGGCGUUCCCUUGGAAAUCACAUGCAUCUUGCAAUCCGAUACCAUAAUAGUGCAAAACUUGUUUCGUGACCGAACGGACAGUAGUAAUAAAACCAAAUUUCCAAGCCACAGGAUCAUGUUUUAUAAGAAUGCUGAAAUCGUACCCAAACAAUACGUGACGAUCGUUAACGCCACAGCGGCUCAGCUGCGCAUCCCAAACCCCCCAGUUGGUCGAAAUACCUAUUAUUGCACACUAUUACUUGAUUAUGAAAGGCGACAAAACGACAGUUAUGUUGAUUCCGACGGCGAUCACUCGUCUACUACGUUAUCUAGUGGUCCAUCCACGUUUCCCCCCGUACAACCUGCACCUACAAGCUUGAACACGAAUGGAUCUCAUCAACCAGGGUCACAACUUGGGGUGUGUUUGAAUACGGUCUAUGUUGGACAUAAGCCUGAAAUCAUAAGAAAUUUUACAUGUAUCUCUAACAAUUGGGUCAAUUUGAAGUGCAAUUGGAAUACAUCAGAGAACCCAAUUAGAACCACUUAUAAAUUAUUAUUCCGAUUACCCGGACGUGCUGGAGGCAGAAUCUUCAUAAACUGUCCAACAGAUUCAGAUAUCAGAGAGAACACAUGUUAUUGGGAUUUUAAAACUACACCCAUGUAUAGACAACCUUACGAGUUUUACGAUUUCAGAUUAAACGGCCAAAAUGCUUUAGGAAAUGUAUCUACGUUCAUCAACUUUCAUCAUUAUGCCAACAUUAUUCCUGCGAGUCCUAUAAAUAUCACUGUAAUCGAUAAAACAGAGUCCAGUGUUAUGUUAAGAUGGUCAGUAGGAACAAUGACAGACUUUCCACGGGAAUUAAUUCAUAAGAUCGAGUAUAAGUCACAAUGGGAUUCCAAUCCUGAAUACUGGCAAUCUAUUAACAUAAGCGAUACGUGUAGUGCACCAAUAUUGUCCAAUAAAACAAAUACAUUUUUGUAUGACAUGAAUUGCCAAGAACGUGAUAAUGAUUUUUAUUAUUUUAAUGUCACUGAUCUAAAAUAUCCGUUUACACAUUACGAUUUUCGCAUAUACGUACGUUCUUCGCUUGCCCGAGGAGAGGAUAAGUGGUCUCCUCCUGGCAGUAUAACACUGAAAACAAAACCUUCAAUACCAAGAAGACCUCCAAGAACUGAUAUUGGAAGCUUUGAGUGUAUUACAUCAAGAAUCGACCAAACAAAAAGAGACGUGUUCAUUUAUUGGCAAAAAAUUGAUGAUAGUGAGAAAUGUGGUGACUCUUUUCAGUACCGAGCUUAUUAUACUUCAAACACAACACAAAAUAAAACCACAAUUCACUAUAGCAAUGAAAUAUAUGAAAAUUAUGCCAAGUUUCAAGGACUUAAUACUUCGGUUGGUUACAACUUUACAGUUUAUUCAUCCAACAACGAAGGUUUGUCGACAGAAUAUUCAACAAUCUACGUACCCAGUGAAUCAGAGAUACUUGAAAAACCAAUAUUUCUAACAAAAAUGGUAUUUGAUCAACAAGGUGUUUUUGAACUAUCCUGGAAAAGCAAUGGCACUACGAAAUCGUCCACUUCCGAUGAACUGAAUUAUUAUACAAUAUUCUGGUGUGAAAAUGUUAAAGGUCUUCCUUACCAGUGUAAUGGUUACGUGAACUGGACGCACGUCCCUGGUUCAGAAUUUCGUUACAAUGUCACUAUAUUGAAUUAUAAUGCUAAAAAUCACUACCAAUUUGCAAUAAGUGCUAACAGCCGACGUUUAUUGAGUAAUGAAUCCAAUCCUCAAAACAAUUUUAAUAGUAGUGGAAUGGUGUGGGAAUCGUGCACAAUACAAAAUAAUAUAACUGCUAGAAAAGUGGAGAACGUUUGGGUUAAUGUAGUCGGCUCGACGUUUAUUGGUUUGAAGUGGAAUAUUGACUGCACAGACAGAAUCGGUUUGGUUGGCGAAUAUCAAAUAUUUUAUUGUGCCGUUGUUUCCAUAACCAGUAACAUUUGCAAUGGAUCUAUGCUGUCCAAAACAAUGAGCAGAGAAGCGGCACAAAAAGAAGGAGGUUUUACUUUAUUAACGAAUCUUAAGCCUUAUACUACGUACAUUGUUUCCAUAGCAAUUAGUACAAAUUAUGGCAAAGGAAUACAUAGUGAUCCUUUACUAGUUACCACAUUAGGCUUAGGAGGAGGUUGGUAUUUUAAACAAGAAUAUCCCAAAAUUAUACAACAAAUAAUGAAACAUAGUUUAUAUUUUUAAUGCAUGAACCGUUGACGGUAGCUCAAUCAUAAUACAACAAUUGUUCUUGUUUUAAAAUAUUUUUAAUUGUAUAACAAAUAUAGGUACACCUAUACAGUUUGACUUCACUUACUAAGAACUUCAACGAUACUUUGCGUUCAAUUACGAUACGCAACUGUCUCGCCAUACGCACAUAGUAGGUACUGUUUAAUUAGUACCUACUUCAUCUAUAAAUCAUCCUGCGAACGAGUAGUGACAACAUUGUAUCUUGUUAAAUUUUAUGUAGCAUGCACUUGUGAAACCUAUUUUGACCUCGUAUAGUUUACACUCUCUUUAUAUUUAAAAUCAUUAUGGUUUAGCCAUUUAUGUAUACACGUUUAUUUUAUUUUAUUUUUUUAUCAGAGACCAUGAUA
Messenger RNA from Rhopalosiphum maidis (corn leaf aphid), 2925 nucleotides. Its product is annotated as cytokine receptor-like. The record is from RefSeq and is a predicted model, not a curated record. The transcript is spliced from 13 exons. NCBI's taxonomy places the organism in Eukaryota, Metazoa, Arthropoda, Insecta, Hemiptera, Aphididae. Bases 113 to 2533 code for a protein of 806 amino acids. Gene Ontology annotation, molecular function: protein binding.